Messenger RNA from Corythoichthys intestinalis (scribbled pipefish), 2950 nucleotides. Its product is annotated as glutamate decarboxylase 1-like. The coding region runs from base 194 to 1972 and encodes 592 amino acids. Gene Ontology annotation, cellular component: presynaptic active zone; cytoplasm. Gene Ontology annotation, biological process: GABA biosynthetic process. Lineage: Eukaryota; Metazoa; Chordata; Actinopteri; Syngnathiformes; Syngnathidae. Gene Ontology annotation, molecular function: pyridoxal phosphate binding; glutamate decarboxylase activity. The transcript has 17 exons. The record is from RefSeq and is a predicted model, not a curated record.
UUUGGAAGCCCGGAAUGACGCCUCAUUUGCGGGCUUAGAUGUCAACUCAAACCCGGACAAGGUCACCUUGCGUAGGCUUGCACGAGUGUAGUUCUGGAGCUACUCGACUCUAUUUUGGACUGCGGAUCGUCGUCUGGUUCACAUCCACGGGGGGCGAAGCUGAGGACUUUGGCUCCGAGUCGGCACUGGAUUGAUGGCGUCUGCACAGUCCUCCUCCUCCGACGGCGAUCCGGAUCCCAACGCGACAAAUUUACGGCCGCCGGGCUCAAGCUAUGACGCUUGGUGUGGUGUUGCUCAUGGCUGUACAAGGAAAUUGGGAAUGAAGAUCUGUGGUUUCCUGCAGAAGAACAACAGCGUGGAGGAGAGGAGCAGGCUGGCGGCCUCGUUGAAGGAGCGCGCGUCCAGGAGCCUCAUGCUCUCGUGUGACAACAGUAGCGGGGGUGCUCGCUUCACACGCACGGAGACAGAUUUCUCCAACCUGUUUGCCAGAGAGCUUUUACCUGCCAAAAAUGGAGAAGAGCCCACCAUGCAGUUCUUGCUGGAGGUGGUGGAAAUCCUCACCAGCUACAUCCGCAAAACAUUCGACAGAUCCACCAAGGUGCUGGACUUCCACCACCCACACCAGCUAUUGGAGGGCAUGGAGGGCUUCAACCUGGAGCUCUCAGAACAGCCCGAGUCUCUGGAGCAGAUUCUGGUGGACUGUAGGGACACCCUCAAGUACGGUGUUAGGACAGGUCAUCCCAGGUUCUUCAACCAGCUCUCCACUGGAUUGGACAUUGUCGGUUUGGCGGGGGAGUGGCUCACCUCGACAGCCAACACCAACAUGUUCACCUACGAAAUUGCCCCUGUCUUCGUACUGAUGGAGCAGCUGACGCUGAAAAAGAUGCGCGAAUUCAUUGGCUGGCCAGAGGGGGAGGGGGAUGGCAUCUUUUCUCCAGGAGGAGCCAUCUCCAACAUGUACGGGGUGAUGAUUGCACGCUACAAGUACUUCCCUGAGGUGAAAAGCAAAGGCAUGGCAUCUGCACCUCGGCUGGUCCUCUUCACCUCUGAGCAUAGCCACUAUUCAAUCAAGAAGGCUAGCGCAGCAUUAGGAUUUGGAACGGACAAUUUAAUUCUGCUCAAAACAGAUGACAGGGGUAGAGUCAUUCCUGCUGAUUUGGAAGCCAAAGUAAUCGAAGCCAAGCAAAGGGGUUGUGUUCCCAUGUACGUGAACGCCACAGCCGGCACCACGGUCUACGGGGCCUUCGAUCCCAUCAAUGAAAUUGCUGACAUCUGUGAAAAAUACAACAUGUGGCUUCAUGUGGACGGUGCUUGGGGAGGAGGGUUGCUGAUGUCAAGGAAACACAGACACAAGCUGAAUGGAGUCCAUAGGGCCAACUCAGUAACCUGGAACCCUCACAAGAUGAUGGGAGUGCCUCUGCAAUGCUCUGCCAUUCUGGUCCGAGAAAAGGGCUUAUUACAAGGCUGCAACUCCAUGUGCGCCGGCUACCUCUUCCAGCCAGACAAGCAGUACGACGUUGCUUACGACACGGGAGACAAGGCCAUCCAGUGUGGCCGCCAUGUCGACAUUUUUAAAUUCUGGCUCAUGUGGAAAGCAAAGGGAACAGUGGGAUUCGAACAGCAUAUCGACAAGUGUCUUGAACUCUCGUCAUACCUUUACCACAAAAUAAAAAACAGAGAAGGCUUCGAGAUGGUGUUCAACUCAGAGCCGCAGCACACCAACGUAUGCUUCUGGUACCUUCCGCCGAGCUUACGCAGCAUGCCGGCUGGUGAAGAGAGACAAGAGAGGUUACACAAGGUGGCCCCAAAGAUUAAGGCCAUGAUGAUGGAAUCUGGCAGCACAAUGGUGGGCUACCAACCUCAAGGAGAGAAAGUCAACUUUUUCCGCAUGGUCAUCUCCAAUGCGGCUGCUACUAGGUCCGAUAUCGAUUUUCUGGUGGAGGAAAUUGAAAGACUCGGGCAUGACCUGUAAGAGCCGUCUGUGCUUUGCCUCUGGAAGACACAUCAUUAGGUAUACCUGCACAAUCUGAUGAUCUCUGAUACAAAAUAUGUAUAAUCUAUUGAUAAGUGUCUUCUCUGACCACAAAUGUCAUGUAUUCUAUGCAGAAUAGUUUAGAAGACUAAAUGAACGUAAUAAAGUACAUUGAAAAAAGAAAAAGAGCACAACCUUAUAGCAUUGCCAUGUAAGUUGUACUGUACAUAAUAUAAACUGUAUGUACCUGUAUGUUGAUGGACCAUGUUGUUUAUGUCGUGCUCAAAUCAAUCAUUCCCUUGGAAAUCACAUAGGUGGUGAAUAUGAGUAUCAUGCAGUCAAUGUAAUAUGUAUUGUACUUAUUAUGGCUGUGUUUUUAGACAUUUUCUGUGUAGAUUGUGUAUAGUAUUGUUACAAAGUAUGUGUUUUAUGGUGAAUCACAUGUAAAUCGACCAGAUGUAUCACUUCAUUUGAACUAAGAGAGUAUAAUUGUGAAUAGUUACGUUUUGUUUUUGUUUUUUUAUAGGUUUUUAGAUUUCACCAGUCUUUUAUGUGCAUUAGUGAACCAAAGAUGGGUUGUGUUCCAUCAACAAACGUGUUCAUUGCCCUUAUGGAUAAAAUCUCGUGUUUGUAGAAAAAUACUUUAACUGUGCAAUAUAUGUUGUGUGAAUUGUGCAAAGACGUUUGUUGAGGAAGAAAAGCACAAUGCUAAAACACAAAUGAUUGUUUCCACGAUUAUGCGUCGGUCGAAGUGACCGCAACAAUCUACAACAUGCCCGCCUAAGGCAUUCCUUACUGCGGGCGAGCUAAGGUGUACACGUCAUGUAGAAUUGAGCUUGCACACUGUUUGUUGUUGUUAUGAGGACGAAAUAACAUUCCUGAAUCAGAUUAAACAUAAAUAACAGCACUUUAAUUUAGUAUUUUCAGAGUAUUACUGUUGUAACCACAGCACCAAUAAAUAAAUAUGUGAGCUAUUGA